AUGAAGGAUGCAGCAAAUAGAAUAAGCCUAGAGUUUGAAUUCUUUCCUGCUAUGUCUUCGGAUGACAGCAAAGUUUUCGACGAAUUCAAAUUUGAUGGUGAAUUAGAUCCAUUACAUAAGGCUUCAUAUAUCACUCAUUAUAAAAUUUAUCAAUCAAUCGUCAAUAAUGAAUAUGAAGAUGCAUUAAUUUUAGAUGAUAAUUUAGACUUUGAACUUGAAAUCUCAUCAAUAAUGUCUAACAUCCUUGAAAAUUUACCCGCUGAUUGGGAGCUUCUGCAUCUCAGUUUUUGUAACAGUCAAGAAGGCUUAUAUAAUAGGCCACUGUCAGAUGUAAAAAAAAUUUCACCAGACUAUCAACUGUUUCGAUCUGAAAAGACCUAUUGUACAAAUGCAUAUGCCGUUUCAGCCUCUGGUGCCUCAAAGUUAUUAAAAACUCUUAAACCAACGAAGCUUUCGAUUGAACUUGAACUGACUAACCUGAUUCAAUCAAAAGAAAUUACCUCUUAUACUAUCUUACCACCUCCUAUCGUUCAAUGGCAUUCUCAUGGCAAAGGAAAUUAUGGUCCCCACACUUUAAAGAAAUCUACCUUAAAUUUAGUUAGCAAAAAAUCAAAACUUUUGAAUUCCACCCUCGGUUUUGAUAAUAUUUAUGUUACUAAUGUUUCUGAACGACCAGGUAGACGUGAAAAAUUAGAAAGUAUAGCGAAAAAAUUAAAUUUAAGAUUUGAAUUUUUUCAAGCAAUUUCUCAAACUAAUUUCGAUGAAUUGAAAAACUUUAGUCCAAGUAGUGAAUUAAAACCUCCUCAAAAAGCUCAUUAUUUAAGUCAUUAUAAGAUUUAUCAAUCAAUUGUUGAUCAUAGAUAUGAUAGCGCAUUAAUUUUAGAAGAUGAUAUCGAUUUUGAACUUAAUAUCGUAUCAAUUAUGACUGAUACUCAUCGUAAUUUACCUGCUGAUUGGGAAAUCUUAUAUCUUGGUCAUUGUAGUGAAUUGGAAGGUGCAACUAAUGAACUUUUAUUGGAUAGUAACGAUAUAUCUGCUGAAUUCAAAUUAUUUAAAUCUAAGAGACCAUAUUGUACACAUGCAUAUGCCGUUUCAUAUGUUGGUGCUCUCAAGAUGUUACAAAAACUUGAAAAACCAACGAAAUUUCCAAUUGAUAUUGAAUUGGUUCAUAUGGUUGAACAAGGAGUAAUCAAAUCAUAUACUAUUGUACCGCCAGUUAUUUCUCAAUGGCGUAUUUCUGAAUCAUCAGAUAUGUACCCUGGUAGAAAAACGUUGGAUUUACUCUUUUUGAAAAAUUCUACCUUGUAUUCUCUUGGACUCACGCACGAAUCAAAUUCCACUCUUGGUUUUGGUCACAUUUACGUUGUUAAUCUUCCUAGUCGGCCAGAUAGACGCGAAAAAUUGGAAAUUUUGGCGAAUAAGUUUAAUUUAAAAUUCGACUUUGUCCCAGCUGUUUCUAAAGAUAGUGAAGAGGCUUAUGUUCCACCAGGAAGGUCAAUUGGACCGACCCAUAAAGCCUGUUAUCUUAGUCAUUAUAAAAUUUAUAAAUCGAUCGAUGAACACAAAUAUGAAAGUGCUUUAAUCUUAGAAGAUGACGUAGACCUAGAACUUAAUAUAGCAUAUAUUAUUACCAAUGUACAUAAAAUUUUACCAUCAGAUUGGGAUAUCUUUUAUCUUGGCUUUUGUAGUAAUUGGGAAGGAGGCGGUGACCCUAUAGAGGACAAAGAUAAUAUCUCACCCACUCAUAAGUUGUUUCAUUCAAGGCACCCGUAUUGUACACAUGCUUACGCUCUUUCGCGUACUGGUAUCCGUAAGCUAUUAGAAAAACUCUCCGAUGAGCCAGGUUCACCAAUUGAUCUUGAACUAAUUGGCAUGAUUAGUGAUAAAAAACUUAUUUCAUACACUGUAAUGCCACCUCUAUUCAUACAAUGGCGUUCUCCUCACAAUCCAUCAGAUAUCUCUCCUGGUUCAAGAGCUUUGGAUUUUUAUUUUUUGAAGACUUCCGCUUUACAUUUUAUCGGACUUCUUAGAGAAUCAAAUACUUCCCUUGGAUUUAAUCAUAUAUACGCUAUUAAUCAACCAGAUCGAAAAGAUAGGCGUGGCAAAUUGGAUAGCCUAUCAACUAGACUAUAUUUUGGUUUAGAUAUUGUUGAUGCUGUUUCUGAAAAUGAUACUAAAAAACUUGAUAAAUUUAGUCCAAAGAGUCAACUGAAGCCGUCAGAAAGAGCAGCCUAUAUUGAUCAUUAUAACAUUUAUAAAUCAAUUAUUGAUAGUAAAUAUGGUAGCGCAUUGAUUUUAGAAGAUAAUAUAGACAUUGAGCUUAAUAUCUCUCCGAUUAUGACUGAUGUACAUCAAAGUUUACCUUCUGAUUGGGAAAUGUUAUAUCUUGGACAUUGUAACAAUCUAGAAGGAAAAUCUAGUGAACCUUUAAUAGUGAAAAAUAAGGAUAAUGGUAUAAAUUAUAAAUUAUUUAAAUCUAAGAAACCAUAUUGUACAUAUGCUUAUGCGGUUUCACAUGCUGGUGCCCUUAAGCUAUUAGAAACAGUUGGUAAACCGACAACACUUCCACUUGACCAAGAACUUGUUAAUAUGAUUCAAGCAGGAAAAAUCAAGUCAUAUACUCUAAUACCACCGAUUAUCGUACAUUGGCAAUUUCCUAAUGAAUCACCUGAAUCAUCAAAAGUUAAAUCUUCAGAUGAAACUUCUGAUUUUUAUACUUUGACAAACUCUACUAUAAAAUUUAUAGGCUAA
Messenger RNA from Cetraspora pellucida, 2751 nucleotides. Lineage: Eukaryota; Fungi; Glomeromycota; Glomeromycetes; Diversisporales; Gigasporaceae. The record is from the annotation of a GenBank genome assembly.